This is a messenger RNA of Penicillium cosmopolitanum, 1224 nucleotides long. Its product is annotated as putative serine/threonine protein kinase ENV7. The transcript has 3 exons. Bases 1 to 1224 code for a protein of 407 amino acids. The record is from RefSeq and is a predicted model, not a curated record. Lineage: Eukaryota; Fungi; Ascomycota; Eurotiomycetes; Eurotiales; Aspergillaceae. Gene Ontology annotation, cellular component: Golgi apparatus; cytoplasm. Gene Ontology annotation, molecular function: protein serine/threonine kinase activity; ATP binding. Gene Ontology annotation, biological process: vacuolar protein processing; regulation of vacuole fusion, non-autophagic; protein phosphorylation.
AUGGCGCAGUACUUCUUCGACCUGCUCUACAACUUCACAGAUUGCAUGUGCUGUUUCCCCAGCUCACCGCAACUGAAGAUCAACAAUCGCAGCUUCAAACUCCUGCGACUAUUGGGAGAGGGCGGUUUCUCCUACGUCUACCUCGUCCAAGAUAAAGCCAGUUCCGAAUUAUUCGCCCUCAAGAAGAUCCGUUGCCCCUUCGGUCAAGAAUCCGUCUCACAAGCACUGAAGGAAGUCGAGGCUUACAGCCUGUUCACCGGGGAAGAGAACAUUAUCCACGCAAUCGACCACUGCGUCUCGACAGAGUCAGGAUCGAAGUUCCGCGCCGAUGGAGGAGACGCUGGAUCCAAAACAGUCUACAUCUUACUCCCAUAUUACCAACGAGGCAAUCUCCAAGAUGCCAUCAACGCCAACCUCGUCAACCACAACAAGUUCCCGGAAAAGCGGCUGAUGAUGCUUAUGCUUGGCGUCGCCAAUGCGCUCCAGUCCAUGCACCAGUACCGCGUCAAGAGCGGCGCGCCAUCAACACGUAAAGCAAAGGGCGUCCGACAAGAAGGUGCCAAUGCCGACGCGGAGCGUACCAUGCAAAUGAAGCCGAAACGCCGACCAAGCCAAAUGCACGGAGACGACGAAGAAGACGAGGAGAAUGCGCCAUUGAUGGACGACGAGGUCACACAGAGCCAGGAAGGUGUACAAGAUGGCGGUUUGCGGCCCUAUGCGCACCGUGACAUCAAGCCCGGUAACAUUAUGAUUGACGAUGAUGGUCAAUCGCCCAUUCUCAUGGAUCUCGGCUCCUUGUCUCCUAGCCCAAUUGCUAUCACCUCUCGUUCCUUAGCGCUAGCAGUGCAGGAUACUGCCGCGGAACACAGCACAAUGCCGUACCGAGCUCCGGAGCUCUUCGACGUGAAGACCGGAUCGAUCAUCGACACCAAGGUCGAUAUCUGGUCGCUGGGCUGCACACUGUAUGCCUGUCUCGUCGGAAAGAGCCCCUUCGAGGCCCGCAGUGAAGAAACUGGUGGUAGUCUGAGCAUGUGUGUUCUUGGUGGCGACUGGCGAUUCCCCGAUGAGAAGUCCACUGCCACCAAGGGCAAGGGCAAAGCCGGUAAUGCCGACGGAGAAGAUACAUCCAGCGCCGGUAGUGCGGCGAUCAGUGCCCUGUCAAAGAACUUGUCCGCAAAUGUCUCCAGGUUGAGCCCGCGGAGCGUCCGGAUAUCGGGGAAUUGA